Molecule: messenger RNA, 1257 nt
Organism: Alternaria burnsii
Lineage: Eukaryota; Fungi; Ascomycota; Dothideomycetes; Pleosporales; Pleosporaceae
Exons: 2
Coding region: 1-1257 (418 amino acids)
Biological process (GO): mitochondrial translation
Cellular component (GO): mitochondrial small ribosomal subunit
Molecular function (GO): structural constituent of ribosome
Source: RefSeq, a predicted model, not a curated record
AUGCCCCCUCGGUUACGGUGUUCAAACUUUUCUACACCUGCCGCUCCAUCACAAGUCACUCAGUGCUUCGCUACACGGCCACAACCCGUCUCGAGUUCUUCACGGCAUUCGCGGCAAUUCUCACAGACACCAUGCCCACAAAUAACAUUGCGGCGGCGGAAGUUCUAUGAGUGGCUCAAUGGGCCUGGUCGGAACCUCAAGGAGCCUAUACCAGACUCGACAAACUACCUAGGAGCUUACGACAAGUAUGGCAAUCUAGUGCGUGCUGGCCCUGGGUGGAAAAGGGACGGGGGCGCAAAGGCUGCGGCCUCGACAAAGCCAGAGCAAGCCGGCAUAGAAGCCAAGGCAGAAGGGACCACAGAGGCGACUCCUGCAGGACAGGAGAACUUGGACGAUCUCGAAGCAGCAAUACAGUCUGGUGCAGCUGAACAAAAGGAAAACAAGAAGCCAAGUCCAAAGGAAGACGACAGUAAGCUUCCGCCUGAAACGGCAGAAGACUUACGGCCUUUCCCGCUCAAUCAGUACUUCCGCAGCCAGCCAGUGCUAAGCGAAGACCUGAGGGAAGCUAUUUGGCGGAGAGUUAAGAAAGACGGCGCCACAGUAUCCCUUGCCAGUGUCGAGUUCGGCGUCAGCAACGAGCGUGUCGGCGCGGUGGUGCGAUUGAAGCAAAUGGAGAAGGAGUGGGUUGCCCAGGGCAAAACACUUGCACUUCCCUACUCCAAGGCAGUGCUCUCCAUGCUUCCAACAACCCCCCACAUCGACCCCUCCCUCCCUCAGAACAGAAACGUACGGCCGAUUGUCCACGAGCCCAUCAAUGACCUGGCGGUACAUCCCGCAACACGUCAGCAGCUGUUCGUGCCUGUUGCCGAGUCACGGCGCUUCACUCGAGAAGAUGCUGGUAAGGCUUUUGACAACACGCUCUUGCCUGCCGAUGCUCGCAUUCCACACCCGGAACUUGUGCAGGCAGAACGCGAAGCUGAGAUGGGGCUUUCACUAGAAAAGCGCAGAAAGCUCGCAGAGCAGCGCUUUGAAUUAGAACAGGAAAAGAAGAAGAAGGAAGAGAAGCGAAAGGAAGAAGAGCUUAGGGCCAUGAAAGUGGUGCCUCAGCGGAGGUGGGAUUUCGUCUUCAAGGACGUCAGCGUAGAGGCUGCCGGCAGAGACGGAAGAGGAGCGGCUGCAGCUGGAUGGCGGUAUGGUGUGCCGCACCAGGACCGCAAGCGAGGCAUUCCCAAGAUUCCCACGCGGGUCGAGGCAUAG